Colias croceus (clouded yellow) is the source of this 1275-nucleotide messenger RNA. RefSeq names its product lipase 3-like. Bases 1 to 1275 code for a protein of 424 amino acids. The transcript has a single exon. Gene Ontology annotation, molecular function: hydrolase activity, acting on ester bonds. The record is from RefSeq and is a predicted model, not a curated record. Lineage: Eukaryota; Metazoa; Arthropoda; Insecta; Lepidoptera; Pieridae. Gene Ontology annotation, biological process: lipid metabolic process.
AUGCGAGACUUCCUUUUUCCGGGUGAAUAUGUUGAUAGAGAACUCGAUUAUAUGGAUAAAUACGGAGUAAGGCCAAGAACCAAGAAGGCGUUUAGUGAUUUUGUGGAAGAAGCAGCGGCUGAAAGUGAAAUAGAAUCUCCUGAAUAUUUAAGAUCGGAACCUACUGCUUUAAUGUCUACACCGCAGCUCGCAACCUUACAUGGAAAACGUGUAGAAUCUCAUAUUGUUCUUACCAAAGAUGGCUAUCUUCUUACUCUACAUAGACUGAUUAGUUCGUGUUACAAAAAUUAUACGAGCGGCGAUUGUAUACAAGAAACAGUCCUGCUUCAUCAUGGUUUUCUCGGUAGUUCAGCAGAUUGGAUUUUAUCAGGACCAGAUAACUCACUACCAUACAUUCUUUCAAAUGUUGGUUACGACGUCUGGAUGACUAAUGCAAGAGGUAAUUAUUACUCACGUGGGCAUAUAUCAAGAAAAGUAGAGGAUUUUGAUUUCUGGAAAUUUUCAUGGCAUGAAAUGGGUGUAUAUGAUUUGCCAGCUGUUGUUGAUUACAUUAACAGCGUAAAAAAUUCAACUCAACCUAUGAACUAUAUUGGCCAUUCUAUGGGUGCAACAACAUUUUUAGUUUUUUUAUCCACAUUGCCAGAAUAUAACAGAUAUAUUAAAAUGGCUAUAUUUUUAGCACCUCUUGCAUAUUUAACAAACGUGGAUGGGCCCUUGCGAAUGCUCAAGUGUAUGGGUAAUUAUCCUCCUGAACAAUUAAUCAAACUAAUAGGUCAAGGAGAGUUUAUGGCCAACAGAAAAGUGCCUCAUUGGAUUGCAACCAAGUUUUGUAAAGGCGCUCUGAUGUAUUGCGAAAAUCCGUUUUUAUUUUUUUCUGGAGGAUUACCCGAAGGAGAUAUUUGGGAUACUGAUUUUAUUGCAAGGUUACUUUACCACGUUCCAGCUGGGGGUUCAACGAGGACCAUAUUACAUUAUGCACAGUUAAUAAAAAGCGGAAAAUUUCACAAAUUCGGUGACGAAGAACAUGAAUAUCCAUUGAAUAAAGUGACUGUUCCAAUUGCGUUGAUAUCUUCUAGUGACGAUUGGCUGUCCACUGGACCUGAUGUUUUGAGACUUUUCUUUAGUAUACCUCGAGCUAUUGAUCAUUAUAUCAUACGUGACAAGAAGUUGCAUCAUGGUGAUUUUGUUUGGGGUACAGAUGCUAGUGUAGUAUAUGAUAAAGUGCUUGAUUUCUUAUCACAUGGCUUAGAUCAAUUCAAAACAAAUGAAGUAUAA